UAUUUUUUUCGUAAUCACGGUUCGUGUUAGUUUUGUUUUUAUUAUCCAAACUUGAUUAAAGAAUGGGAGAUGAUCGGGAAGGGAAUGGCGAAUGCAGGCCGAUUGUUGCGGUGCUGCACAAAAAUAAAUAUAUAAAGGUUUACAAAGCGAUUAAGAUUAUACCCCAAAUAAUCGCAGACACAAGCGAGGUCAACCUUAAAGCCGCCAGUGUCUGCGUCACGCCGUUGUUUGCUAUCUCACAAACUUUUCUCGCCCAAGCAGUAAUUGCGGCGCUCUGCGGAGAAACGAGUUUGUAAAGUUUGCAAACUAUGGGCGUGACGUUUCAGUCACUUCAAAAACACACAGGCAUUCACAAGCUGGGAGGGGAGGAACUUAGGAAAAAAAGAAAAAAAAAAAACUUAGGCUGAAAAUGGCUUCCUUUCCUUUGGAGCCUGCAGCCCAGAAAGAGAGUCCUUCAGCCGAGGCAGCCGCCGCGGACCCCGGGAGCCCCCCAGACGAGGCGGCGGGGUCGCUGGACGAGGCCUCGGAGCGGCUGCUGCAGACUCUGCAGAGCUCCUCCGGGCUGAGUUUCUCCGCGGAGCAGGUUUCGUGCGUCUGCGAGGCGCUGCUGCAAGCGGGCAAUGUGGAGCGCCUGGGCCGGUUCCUCUCCGCCGUCCCCCUCUCCGAGGAGCUGCUACGUGGCAACGAGACUCUGCUCAAGGCCCGGGCGCUGGUGGCUUUCCACCAGGAGGAGUUCAAGGAGCUGUACGCGCUCCUGGAAAGCCACCCCUUCCAGGCGGCCAACCACGCGUUUCUCCAGGACCUGUUCCUGCGAGCCCGCUACAAGGAGGCAGAAAGGUCCCGGGGCCGGUCCCUGGGCGCCGUGGACAAGUACCGUCUCCGCAAGAAGUACCCCCUGCCCAAAACCAUCUGGGACGGCGAGGAGACGGUGUACUGCUUCAAGGAGAGGUCCCGCAACGCGCUCAAGGAUUGCUACAAGAGCAACAGGUACCCGACCCCGGACGAGAAGCGCAACCUGGCCAGAGUCACCGGGCUGUCCCUCACGCAGGUCAGCAACUGGUUCAAGAACCGGCGGCAGCGGGACCGCACGCCCUCGGGGGCCACCAGCAAAAGCGAAUCGGACGGCAAUCCCAGUACAGAGGACGAGUCCAGCCGGGGGGCGGAGGAGAUCCCAACACUCCCAGUGCUCCAAGCCAGCGCGGGCCACAUCCUGCUGAACGGGGGCCUCCUGGGGCCCGGGGCCCAGCCGCUUGUGCUGAACGGGGGUCCGGGGGGUGUGAUCAUCAACGGGCUGGCCCUGGCGGAGGGGCAGACUCUCACCCUCAGCCCCGUCGACAACCCCCUGCUGCUGAACAGAGCCAGGCAGCCUGAGGCAGAGCCUCCCCUGCCCACGCUCCUGCUCACCGCCGGGGAGGGCAAGGGCUUGCCUUCUGCCUUCUUCAGGGAGCACAGCCCCGCGGGCCUCCAGAAUGGGGGACACCCCAAGACAGAAGUGCUACAGACGGGCAUGCAGAGCCCCACCCCCACCUCCUGCUCCUCCUCCUCCUCCCCCUCCCCUCCCAGCACCCUGACUGUCACCCCUACCUUCCACAGCCCAGCUGGGGAGCUCAAACCUCUGGCCCCCUGUCCCUCCGCCCAGCUCCCCCAGUCUAGCCAGGUAGUGCCGCUGCCCUCUCAGGUGAACCCCCAUGGCCUGCUGUCCCUCCCGCAGGUAGUCCCCUCAAUCCAGGGCAUCCCCAUCUCCCAGAUCCCCACCUCAUCCUCCUCCCUCUCCCCCUGCCCCCAGAUUGUCCCGGCAGCCCCAGUCAGCCCUGCACUCCUCGCCCAGCCCCAGAGCUUCCAUCUCACUGCGGGGCUCCAGGGUGAGCAGGAAGCCCCCCCCACUCCCCUCCUAGGACCCCCCCAGACCAUCCACACCCUCCAGACACUGCCACAGACCCCCUCGCAGAUUGUUCCCCUCUCCCUGCCCACUCUCUUCUCCUCCACCCCCUCUACCCCCCUCUCCUCCUCCACCUCACACUCUACUGCCCUCUCCCUGCCCCCUCUCUCCUCCCCCUCUACUGCCCUCUCCCUGCCCCCUCUCUCCUCCUCCACCUCCCCCUCUACUCCCCUCUUCCUGCCCCAGGUGGUGCCCUGUUCCCAGGCUGUCUCUCUCUCCUCUCCUACUGGCACUCUGCAGAUCCUGGCCAGCGCUUCCAGCACUCCCAGUCCUCUCCAGUUACCCGGUGGAGCCUCUGCUGGGGUGCAGCUCAUUAACCCAGGCCUGUUCCAGCUGCCCUCUGGGGCUCAAGGUAACCUCCUCUUGAGUAAUCCAGCAGGGGGCAGCACCUUCCUGACGGGCGUGUCCUUCCAGCCUGGCAGGCUCAUCCUGACUGCCACCUUCCCCGCUGGCAUGCUGCUCCCCUCCCCCACCCUGCCCCUCAAACAGGAGCCCAGCUCCGGGGGUCUGCUCCUCACCCCGGUCCUCUCCACGAGCCCAGCCCCGGUAUCUGGGGUGAUCUCUCUGACUCCCUCUUCCUCUUACUCCAGCCCCACCUCCUCUGUCUCGGCGUUUCAGACAGACAGCUCCGUCACCUUCAUAAACUCUGCCAGCCUGUACCCUGCCGGAGCUCCCUCCACGCUCCCCCCUCCCAGCCCUGCCGCUGGACUGGGAGCUCCCCUCACCCCAGUAAGCACCAGCAGCCACCACCACCACCACCACCUCCCAGUCUCGAACUCUCAGCUCCCCCAGGUAGUGUGGAGCCUGCCCAGCUCUCCCCCCUCCUCCCAGCUCCCCCAGGUAGUGUGGAGCCUGCCCAGCUCUUCACCCUCCUCCCAGCUUCCCCAGGUAGUUUGGAGCCUGCCCAGCUCUUCACCCUCCUCCCAGCUCCCCCAGGUAGUCUGGAGCCUGCCCAGCUCUCCCCCCUCCUCCCAGCCUGGUGCUGCUGCUCUGUUGGAGCUGAGGAAGGGGGAUCACUUGGGUGAGGGUGAGGGAGAGCCCAGGGGUCUGCUGAGCCUGGCCGGGGGGGAGGAUCUGCUCCUGGGGGGCAGGGCGGGCGGCGGGGGUGCAGAGGAGCCUGAAGACAUGGAGUGCGAUGCCAAGGUGCUGACUCAGCUGCAGCCUGUCCCUGUCGACGUGGAUCUGGGGCUGUAGGAGGGAGGCGUCUCCACCCAGACUGGACUGUAUCUGGGAUUAGCCGGCUCUUUGAAGUGCAGUUUCCAUUGAGAGGGCCCCUGGGGUGGGGACUGAACAGAUAUUCCUUCGUCAGGAGAUUGGCGAGUUCUUCACAGUUACUGUUCUCAAUGGGAUUGCAGUCCGGAUUAACAUUGGAUAAACUCCAGGCAGACCUGGGUAUGUGAACUAAAGAAACGUCUCUACGGUGAUGGGAUUGUAAUCCAGAUUAAGUGUGAGUAUCUGAGAUGAACGAGAGCGGCCAGCACUAGUGCUGCACAAACCGAUUAAUAGGAUGAAGCUCGCCAAUGAAAUCAGGUGCUGACAGUUAGGUGAGGGUCACGGGUGUCGAUCGGGCUCAUGCCAUUCAGAGGGAAGAAACAGCUGCUUGGGUUUGUGGUGAUCGCUGCUUUUCUUACUCUGUGGAGAACAGAAAUCCAUACAAACCCAAGCAGUUGUUUCUUCACUUGUUUCACUUGAAAUGGUAAAUUGCCCGAUCAACAGCAGCGACCCUCACCUGUGGAACUCGAUCUCAAUAAUCCAACAGUCGGUUUAUGCAGCACUAGCCACAACACUAUACAUGACUAGUGAAAGGGAUCUGGGCAUGCGAACUGAAGAGGAUUCAUCAUGUACGGAUUUGAAUCCUGAUUUACAGCGUUUAAUCUGAUAUUAGCAAAACCUGCUUCACUAGUCUCCAUCUCUGCAGACCUGGGUAACAAUCCAAAGAGGACUCUCUAUCAUGGGAUUUCAACAUGGAUUUACUGUGUGCAUCUCAAGUGAGUAAAACCUUUUCACUACAGUCCCUUCCAAAAGGACUUGGACAUAUAAACUGGACAGCGGGGAGCUGAGCAGAGUAGGAGCUGCCACCACACUAUAAAGGACAGCCUCCAUUGAAAAGGAUCAUAGGAGUAUAAAUGAAAAAUGUUUCUUUACACAAUACGAUUAUGAGAUUAGUAUUAGAUGAUCUGAGAUUAGAAAAGCCUGUUUCACUACAGUCUCCAUCUCUGCAGAUAUGGGUUGUAAUCUAGUCCGCAUCGCGAUGGGAUUUCAAUCUGGAUUAACAGCGAGUAUAUGAGAUUAGCAAAACCUCUUUGAAAGGGACCUGGUAUAUAAAAUAAAAAUGAUUUAUCAUGUAUGGAUUUAGAGUGGAUAAUCUGAGAUUAGAAAAACCUUGAAAAGGACAAGGAAGCAUAAACUGGAGAGGAGUCGUUGUCUAUCCGGAUGGGCAGUGAAUAUGAGCGAGCGCUGUCACCACACUAGAAAGGACAGUCUCCAUUGAUAAAGGUCCCUUUCAAUAGAUAUGAACUAAAGAGGUCGUUUUACACAAUAGGAUUAUGGUCCGGAUUAACAUUGGAUAAUAUGGGAUUAGCACUACAGACCCCACCUGUGACAACCCAGGGUUUAACCCAGUCCAGAUUAACACUGGGUACUCGCUGUACUCCCCCACUACUACUCAGAGCUUUUCUUGCUCGUAAAAUAUGUUGAUGUCCCUGAACAGAUACUCGACCCUUCUUCAGAUUCACGCAAGAGAUUUUAAUGAGCAAGCAAGACAGCUAGCAUACUGUCCCACAAGGUCAAUGGGAGGGACUGGGUUGGGACAUUUCCGAUUCAUUUUACUCACGACAAGUGUGCAGCGGGACACGGUCUCGCUGCAUUGUUUGAUUGAAUCUCCCAUUUAAAGGAAUCUCUGUCUACUUGUCUUUGUGUCUGUCCGUGUGUGUGGCUGCUGUCAGGUGCAAAGCGUUUGUCGACUAACCAUGGAGUCUGUUACGCAAAUUACAUUAGAGAAGAAGACAACGUGUGCGUGUGUGUCUGUGUCCAUGUCCCUGUGUGUGUGUUUUUGUCCUCCGUGUAUUUUCACAGUUCAGUUCUUAGUCACAGUGGGUCAAUUGCAACAAACUUGGAGAUUUAGUACGGACCUGCAUACUAAGUUGCGGACUAGCUAAUAUGGUACCAUCUCAGGAUCAUCCCCAGCUGCUUACUAACUUAGUACCAAUUGCAAUGAAAAAAGAUGGGGAACAAAGUUGGGGACGAGCUGAUCCCCAGCUAUGGUACGGAGCUCAGGGUUAAGCUCUUUAUUGUAGUGUGCUACCAAACAGGAACUGAAGGGGGGUGGGCUCAAGAUCUGAGUGAUUGGUUCCAGCUAAUUAUAUUUAGGGCUUCUGGUUUUCAGUUUUAACCGAUAAAACACCCCCGAUACAAAACAAAAAUGAAAUCGGUGGAUAACCAAUAAACAGCACAGGAAAGCACCAUAAAAACUGUGGAAAUGGUUAAUCAAUUCAUGUUGACUUUACGCUAUUCUCAUUAAAAAAGAAAACCUACAACAAAAAUAAUAAUAAAUACAUUUCCCAGUGCUGCUGGGCAAUGUCCCGCCUUCCUGACUUGUAUCUAUCAUUGAUUCGUUCUCAAUACUUUAAACCCACCCCAACUACUGAGUGACAGCACAUUCCUACAAUUCUAUUGGAGACUCUGCUUGCGAGAUUUAAAACGAGAUUACAAUCAGGAUGGAGGCUUAUUAACAGGGUUUCAAGCUGUAUUACAGUUAAGACACGGAGGAUUUCAAACAGAAUUGUGGAGAAAUGUACAAAAAUGCCUACACACAAAAACCCCAGAAGAAUGUGCCCGUGACCAUAGGGAUUUCAUUGUGGAAAGAAGGUACAAUUUAAGUGUGCAAGUACUGUCGAUUUACUACUAUACAUAAUUUGACAGAAAAAAAAAACACUCAAUCAUUUUGGAAAGUAAUCGAAAACACUAAUUUCAUACAGGAUAUCAAAAACGAAAGCCCUCCAAAAAAACGACAUAAAACUCGAAAAUAGCUAAAAAAUAAGCACCGAAAAAUACAAUUAAUAAAACCCGAAAAACAGAAGCCCUAAUCAUAUUUUAAGAGUGUGUUAGUUUUCGUUACAAGAUCGACAUGUUUUUAUUUUUUUUAAGAAACUUAAUUAUUGUUUUUUAAUUUACAUUUUUUGAACUUAAGAAAAUGAUGUACGGAAAUGUAUUUAUUAUUAUUAUUAUUAUUAUUAUUAUUAUUUAUUUCUUAGCAGACGCCCUUAUCCAGGGCAACUUACAAUUGUUACAAGAUAUCACAUUAUUUUUACAUACAAUUACCCAUUUAUACAGUUGGGUUUUUACUGGAGCAAUCUAGGUAAAGUUCCUUGCUCAAGGGUACAACAGCAGUGUCCUCCACCGGGGAUUGAACCCAUGACCCUCCGGUCAAGAGUCCAGAGCCCUAACCACUACUCCACACUGCUUACCCACGAAAGUAAAUACUAAGGAGAAUAUUUUCCCAUUUUCUUAAACCAAAUUCACACGUGUAAUCUAAUUUUCUUAAAACACCACCAAAAUGAAUGAAGCUGCGUUGGAGGAUAAACAAAACUUGUAUUAGUUCUCAUUAUUUAAUUCACACACAAAACAAACGCAUUGGUUUAUAGGACCAAAUCUGUAAAUCGAAUCGGAAAUGUUAAUUACAUGUUUCUGGUAUAGCCUAUAAAAGCUUAAAUUCUCAGUAUAUCGUCGUGGCCAGUAGUCGUGUGCAAAAUUAUACAAUGGAAUAAAACCUUUAUUUCAUAGAGUGUAAAAGAUUUUAUUAAAACUGUGGAGGACGGCUGAAAGGAUUCCACAGCGAUUCUGCAGGCAGCGCAUGCUGUGUGGAGUCCACCUGUAAGCAGGUUUAAUGAAGCCUUUCCAGAGAGGGAGAUACAGCAGCACAUUAAGUACAUCUGUGUAAGAGGCUGAACAACGCAAUGCAACCCAAUCAUAAUGCACGCUUUUGACACGAGACAUAAUCAUGCUGCGAAGGGAGACUACGAUAUAAAAAUGUACUAAUUACAUUAUGUAGUUCCUUCUUAAUUAAAUAAAAAUGUGUACAUUAGUAGAAUUAUUUAGUUAGUAGGUCUAUAUGAUAAAUAUAUCGGUAUCAUUAUCCUAAACAAGAGCAGGAAGACAGACCUGAGUUUUUUUUUUUCAAUUUUCUCCACUUCGUUUGCUGUUAAAAGGAAAGAUGUUAUGGUUUGGAGUUGAUAUAGGAAUGACAGCCAUGCUGCAUACAAAGCAAAUUAGCUUAAAAUAAAACAUUUAAAAAAUAUGGUACACAGAUUUUAUUAUUGUAGAAUUGUAUUCAUAGCUUCAAUGUGUUAUUGUAAUCGUGGACAUUAACAUUCGCUUAUCCACACACACACUGUACAGUCGGGACGCCUCCGGAGAAGGAAAAAUCUCCCGAAUAAGCGGCUGUCCCAGUUAAACGAGAGGACAACCUUAGAAACACUUUUUUUGAUUCUUAAUGAAAAGCAUGAAAUCACAUUGCAUUAUGAUUAAAUGUUAAAUACAUAAUUUAAAAUACAAAUCUGUUAUUUUUUUUUUUUCCUAAACAAAAUGAAUCGCACCUGUGAUGUUGACACACAAACUUUCUUUGCAACAGCAGCCUGAGAAACCACAGGGGGAGACUCCUUCAAGAGUUCAAUGUGGUUCACGCAAGUCACAGCUUAAUCAAGUACUCACUGCACUGUGCUACGCAAACCUGUCUUGCUCUGAAAAGCAAUAUCCCUUCAUCAUUUGAAAAUACUGUAUCCCAAUUAAACGACAUAAAUAGCCAAUGUAUAAGCCUACAUAUAAUUAAUUGGAUGAAAUGCAGCAAUCGGAAUGUACCAUAUCCGCUGUCUGGCUGACUUACGCUGUCUAUGUCAUGUGACACAACUAUCAAAUUUGAUUGGCUGGUUUGAAAAUGUUGCCCUCGUGUCGCCUGAAAAAUAGAACAUCGUCCUAAAGUGGGACCGACGUCGCGGGGGUGUUGACCAGGGUGGUCACACCAAGCGAUAAACCGAUAACAUCUGUCCUCCUUUUUGCCGUCGACAAAAGUCGCCCGCGUGGCCUUUAGUAUCCUAGAGGGCAGCAGCGGUUACUUUGGGUUUGUUGCAAUUGAGAAACAUUUUAAUACGCAGCUGGGGGACUCUUUUAGUCUGUUGCAAUUGACCCAGUGAUUUAACUCUGCUCUCCUUUAUCCUGCCCGUCUCUCAGCUGUCCACACGUUUACUACAAUAGCACUAGAGAGGAGCAAACACUACCUGUAAAUAGCAACAGCACUCUAUGCAAAGACACUUCCAACUAACUUUCUAGGGAUUUUUGUAUUCAAAUUAUUAUUAUUAUUGUUGUUAUUAUUAUUGUUGUUAUUUUGUUUCUGUUUGUAAGUGAAACUGAAUAUUCCUGUAAAUAUCAGUGCCUUCCACACCCCCUGUCCCAUGAAGUGGGGUGCACUGUUUACUCUCUGUUACGUUUCUAUAAAGAAAGGAGGAUGAGGAGGAGGAGGAGCAGGAGGAGUUGGGGGUCAAACGAAUUAAUUUCAAACAGAGGCUGGACCAAGGCUUUCAAAUCCACAGAUCCCUGGAAUUCACUACUUUGUUUUAUUUACAUAUUAUAUUGGGGAGAAAAUGGGGAUCAAUUUGAUUGAUAAUCCGUAGCCCUGGAUUUUAUGUUUAAUCGAGAGCAAUAAUAUAUAAAAAAAAAAAAAGCAAGCUGUGUUGCAGACGGUAAGAGGCGGAGCGGAUGUGAAAGCCUUCGCCAGUGCUCCUGUAAGGGGCAGACAGACAGCAGCAUUUAUAUGUAACCUUGAUGUUCUGCUGAGAUGAAGGAGAGGGUCAUGGUCUUGCAACACGUCGGCCACUGUAUUAGGAACCCCCACCCCCAUAGCGGGUUCAAGUUCAUCUCAUGUGUGCUCUCUUAAGGGAAAUGACUAACCACACCCGCCCCCCAAAAUAAUAAAACUCCCAAGCUCAAAUGUAAAAUAUACUGCUCACAAAAAGUUAAGCAUAUUCUUGGAAUGUCAAAUAUUCAAAUGAAACAGUUUGUGUAUUGCCCCUGCUCCAAGGCCGUUGCCCUGCCAACCAUGAUGGGCACACCUGCCCCCGAUCACGGUUCAAUGGAGGCACCUGAGGCAGAACUGCAGUUUCUCUGUGCAUGGUACCUGCAGAUCAUUGCGCUGUGGUCAGCAAAUUGUGGAUGAAGUACAGACAGACUGGUCGGACAGCCAAUAAACCUCUAAAUGGGCGGCCAAAAGUGACCAAUGGCAGACAAGAUAGAAGACUCAUCAAUUCAGGUCUGAGACAUCACACUAGAAAUGCCACAACUCUGUCAAGAUGCUGGCUCCAAUGUAUCUAUCCAGACAGUCAUAAAUCACCGACAGAGCCAUGGUAUGUAUCCUUUUCCUUUGAUGAACCACCACCAUCAGGCUCCACUUCAAUGAUGCCGUAACCAUCUGGGGUCAAAUUGGGCCAGUGCCUUGUGAUCUGAUGAAUCAAAGUUUCAUCUUGACUUCAAAGAUGGGAGGACACGUGUUUGCGUUGCAGUGGGGAGCUUCACGCUCACUGCAACGUGGUACCUCAUGAUAGGUAUGGAGGAGGGGUGGUUAUAGUGUGGGCUGGGAUCACCACGAAAGGAGGGGGAGUCUCGGGACAGGCCUACCUUGACAACACGAUGCGUUACCAGUAGUCCCAUUUGCACAGCGGCAUUGACGAGGCUUCAUCUUCAUGGAUGACAGCGCCAGACUGAUUUCUUUCAGCAGCACCAAAUCAAUCAUUUACUUUGGCCUUCGAUGACCCCCGACCUAAACCCUACAGACACCUCUGGUGCACCCUGGGAAGACGCCUGUUACCCCCACGUGUACCGUCUUUGAUUUUUGUGAGCAGUAUAUAUUGAAACGUGAAGCCAGUGUCUCGAAUGCAGCAUUAUUAGACUGCCGUAGCUAACGCUCUGUCUCAGAUCUGUACAUGAAAACAUGGGUUUCAGUUCACGGCUUCUCACUCCUUCCUUUCACCUUCCUCUGGAAGCCUGGGAUCCAAUCUGGGGGGCGAGGUGGUGCGGACAGACAGCAGGCUAAUUCACCAGCCUCUCAUUUCUGCCUUUCACUUUCCUCUGCAGGCCUGGGUUCCGAUCUGGAGGGGGAGAGAGAGAGGGGCCCGGGACUGAGACCCGCAGGGUGUGUUCAGGUGUAUGAUUCCUCUCUCUCACUCUCUCUCUCUCUCUGCAUAUAGAGCUGUGCCUGUCUGUCUGUUUUUAUGCUUUGCUGCACUCCCCAACCCCCCCCCACCCCCCACCCCGACAGCACCAUGAUACCAAAGAUCAGCCGGCCAGCUUCUGUUUCUGAACAAAGGGAAAGAGGGGCAAUGUGAAUAUUUUUAUGUCUUCCAUUUUUGUACUCAAAGGUUGUUUUAUUUUUCUAAACCAUUUUACUGUAUUAUUAUAAUAAAAAUUUAAAAAUGA
Acipenser ruthenus (sterlet) is the source of this 10402-nucleotide messenger RNA. RefSeq names its product homeobox protein SIX5. Gene Ontology annotation, molecular function: DNA-binding transcription factor activity, RNA polymerase II-specific; RNA polymerase II cis-regulatory region sequence-specific DNA binding. Gene Ontology annotation, biological process: regulation of transcription by RNA polymerase II. Gene Ontology annotation, cellular component: nucleus; transcription regulator complex. NCBI's taxonomy places the organism in Eukaryota, Metazoa, Chordata, Actinopteri, Acipenseriformes, Acipenseridae. The transcript has 3 exons. The coding region runs from base 410 to 3133 and encodes 907 amino acids. The record is from RefSeq and is a predicted model, not a curated record.